UACCUGUGAAUCUCCCCCCCUCCCCCAAAAUCAAUCCAUCCACACCGCUCGACGCUCGACGACCUCUCGUCGCCCAUCAACCCCCCUCCAUCCCGUUCUUCCCUGCUGCUCCUCGGUCCUCUCGCUCUCCGACACAUUGUCGUCAGCCGCCAUGGAUUCUCAACGGCCGAACGAUGUGUCGCCGGAGGCCAUGCAGGCGCGCAUCCAGCAGGCGCGACGCGAGGCUGAGAACCUGAAGGAUAGGAUCAAGCGGAAGAAGGAUGAAUUGGCCGACACUACUCUCCGCGCUGUUGCGCAGCAAUCCCACGAGGCCAUCCCCAGGAACCAAUUAAUGAAGACCAAGAGGACACUAAAGGGGCAUCUGGCCAAAAUCUACGCCAUGCACUGGUCCACCGACCGAAGACACCUGGUUUCCGCCUCGCAGGAUGGGAAGUUAAUUAUCUGGGAUGCCUACACGACGAACAAGGUUCACGCCAUCCCGCUGCGGUCAUCCUGGGUCAUGACCUGCGCCUACGCCCCCAGCGGUAACUACGUCGCUUGUGGCGGUCUCGACAAUAUCUGCUCCAUUUACAACCUUAACCAAAAUAGGGACGGGCCGACGCGCGUCGCCCGCGAGCUAUCUGGCCAUGCCGGCUACCUGUCGUGCUGCCGAUUUAUCAACGACCGAAGCAUCCUCACCUCGUCUGGCGACAUGACGUGCAUGAAGUGGGAUAUCGAGACGGGAACCAAGGUCAUGGAGUUCGCCGACCAUCUCGGCGACGUUAUGAGCAUCAGCUUGAACCCCACGAACCAGAAUACCUUCAUCUCUGGCGCGUGCGAUGCUUUCGCCAAGUUGUGGGAUAUCCGGGCCGGAAAGGCUGUGCAGACGUUCGCUGGACACGAGUCCGAUAUCAACGCUAUCCAGUUCUUCCCGGAUGGGCACUCUUUCGUCACCGGCUCCGACGACGCGACGUGUAGGCUGUUCGACAUCCGGGCGGACAGGGAGCUCAAUCUCUACGGCUCCGAAUCUAUUCUCUGCGGCAUCACGUCCGUUGCGACGUCGGUCUCGGGCCGUCUACUCUUCGCAGGCUACGACGACUUUGAGUGCAAGGUUUGGGACAUCACGAGAGGCGAGAAGGUCGGAUCCCUCGUAGGCCACGAGAAUCGUGUCAGCUGCUUAGGGGUCAGCAACGAUGGCAUCAGCCUAUGCACGGGCUCCUGGGAUUCGGUGCUCAAGGUCUGGGCCUACUAGACGGUACCAGUCCCGGCGACGCCGGGAACUGUUGCGAGGACCGCCGGCGUCAUCUCUCUUGUUCGGAUGAAUACUUGAAUCUAAUUUCAACCUGGUAACGCGCUCGCGAAUCGCCGAUAUUUUGAUAAUACCAGGACGAAGUCACGACAGCCUUUCUCAUCAGCCAUUUUCCUUACCGCCCUACGUUAUACUCGAAUCCCAUCCGACGAUGUACGCCGCCG
Molecule: messenger RNA, 1452 nt
Organism: Durotheca rogersii
Lineage: Eukaryota; Fungi; Ascomycota; Sordariomycetes; Xylariales; Xylariaceae
Product: guanine nucleotide-binding protein subunit beta
Exons: 5
Coding region: 152-1231 (359 amino acids)
Biological process (GO): G protein-coupled receptor signaling pathway
Cellular component (GO): cytoplasm; heterotrimeric G-protein complex
Molecular function (GO): signaling receptor complex adaptor activity; protein binding
Source: RefSeq, a predicted model, not a curated record